Pichia kudriavzevii is the source of this 2952-nucleotide messenger RNA. RefSeq lists its product as uncharacterized. The transcript has a single exon. NCBI's taxonomy places the organism in Eukaryota, Fungi, Ascomycota, Pichiomycetes, Pichiales, Pichiaceae. Gene Ontology annotation, cellular component: fungal-type vacuole membrane; cytoplasm. Gene Ontology annotation, biological process: autophagy; endosomal vesicle fusion; vesicle-mediated transport. Bases 1 to 2952 code for a protein of 983 amino acids. The record is from RefSeq and is a predicted model, not a curated record.
AUGGGUGCAGGCACCUUAGACAAAGUAAGUGAAGAGCAAGAAUCAAUCGAGGGGGAGUAUGAAGGGAAUAAGGGAGAGGGUUCGAAUGACAACACGGAAGAGUCACAAAAAAUGGAUGGCGAAAUAGUAGGAAAUGACACGGACGCUAUCAGAUACAGCUCUACAAUACCAUAUCAAUUGGUAAAUCUCCGAAUAGAGGAAAUCAAUUUAGAGGGUGCAACGAUUACAGCCUUAGAAGCGUGGGAACUGAACCUUUACAUAGGUACAUCCAAGGGUGAAAUUAUUCAUUACUAUCGAAUUGAUGAAGAACUAGGUUAUAUUCAAAUUUCAAGACAGACAUUCUCUUCCUCUAGUUCACUACCAAUCCAGAAGAUGAUUUUGCUUCCUACAAUAUCAAUUAUUUUAGUUCAAUCGAGUUCAAGGGUAAGUGGUUAUCUACUACCAGAACUCUCACCUGCAAAUAUUGGGAAAAUUAAGGAUGUGGUUGAUAUGUCGUAUGAUUUUAGUAAGCUCACAUUAGACAAGACAGGAGAAAAUAAAAUAGUUCAGAACACUGCCUCUAAGAAUGGGCCAUUUGUUAAUGUAUCAUUAUUUACGACAAAUAGUGUGAAAGUAAUACGAAUUGAUAAAAAUGCUAUGCGAUUGCAAAAAGAAGUUCCAUUUGAAGGCCUCCAAAGAGGGAUUCAAUUUGGACCAUCAGUGGUGGUGGCUGGUGAGAAAUAUGAAGUGUUGAAUUUGGAAAAUUUCUAUAGGUCUAUGCUGUUCCCUGUGUCUUGUGAUAACGAUUUAGUUCCGAGAAUAGCUUAUGUGGAGGGAAAUGAGUUAUUACUUAUUAGUGGUGGUAACAUGAGUGAUCCUGCUAUGGGUAUGUUUGUCAACCGGAAAGGAGAUGCGGUAAGGGGCACUUUGAUCCUUGAAAAGUAUCCUACUUCAGUGAGUGUAGAAUUUCCUUAUGUGAUGGUAACCCUUGAUAAAAAAUUGGUUGUUUAUUCUAUCACGGAUCAAUCAAAAUUACAAGAGAUUGUAUUUCCUGAAAACCUUUGCUUAAUUAACACAUCUCGUAUCUUUGAAGUGAAGGACAGUGCGUUGGCUGAGAAGAUUGUGAAAAUUCCUGUUGUUUCAACGAUGGAUAAUGAUGAAAUUGAACAAAUUGCGCUAGAAGCUGACAUAUCUGCCAAGAAAGCAGUAUGUAAAUCCUCUUCAUUGUUAGUGCAUCCAGAUGGAAAGUUCAUAAAAAUCAUGAAGCCUGUAUCAGAAAUUGAGCGAUGGCUAAACACCUUUGAUUCAAGUACUACAAGCACAUGCAUGAAUAUAUAUGACAGACUUUUUGAGGAAUUGAAAGAUUCUGAUUUCCUAGCCACUUUGCUCUUCCUGUUCACCCUUUACUAUGACUUGUAUGACCAAGCUUUAGAAGUAUGGACAAUAUAUCCCACUGAUCCUAGGCUGAUGAUCUAUGUUUAUAAUAACUUGUGCUCAGAUGGUAUAUACAGAACAGUAUGGCUAUACCAAUCGCUUGUUGAGAAAAUGGAAUUUAUUGGUAGAAAGGAGAAAAGCAAGGGAUUUGAGAGUUUUUAUAGACAUUUCUUGGAAAGUUCCUUAACAUCGAAAUAUGGACAAAACGAAGAGCAUAUUAUCAAAAGUGUUGAAAUUGCACUAACUAAAGUAGCUAUAACAACUGGCGAAGCUCUUGGACCUAUUAUUGAGAAAAUCAAGCACUCCAACAAUGAAAUUGUUGAAUUACUACUUCUCAAUAAAAAGUAUUAUGCUUUGGCAAAAUUAUACGCAAAUACAAUGGAUCAUAGACAGAUGCUAUAUUAUUUCAAAGGGCUGAUAAUUGGAGAUUUUGAGGAUCCAGAAUAUGAGUCCAAUUUCAAGGAAGUCGAGAAGUCACUUCAAUUUCUAAUUAAUUAUAUCUUUACACACUGUUCAGAUGAUAGGAACAUAAUUGAAAAUUAUGCAACAUGGAUGUUAGUUGAUUAUCCCAGUUAUGGACUGAAGUUAGUUACUGAUAGGAGAAUGGGGGGAAUAGACGUAAACGAUAUUAAAUUCUUAACCUUGUUAAAAGACUCAAGAUUGAAAUUACAAUAUCUCGAAUAUGUUUGUCUUAUCAAGGACGAAAAACAGUUUCUUGGUGAUUUGACUUUAAUCUACCUUGAGCUACUUAUUUCCUCCUACGAAAAUGACCAAAAAAUAAAAGAUGCCAUUACCACAGCAAAUGAAAAAUAUCUAGCCAUGGAUGUUCCAAAGAUUUCCAUAUAUAAGUAUUGGAGAGUAGUAGAAAAAAUGGAUUUAGAUCAAAAGUUUAUUCAUUAUCAUACCCAGUUGUAUCAUCAAAUUUAUAGUACCACAUUGAACGUAAAGUCAAUCCUUGAUAGAAAACCAGUUGUGGAAACGUGUAAAAUAAAACUCAUAGAGUCAAAAUAUCGUGACACUUUCCCACUGCUGAGUAUUAUUAUUUUUUCAAAAUAUGAAGAUUAUAAAAGUGUUGUCAAUGAAUUUAUCAUAUUGAAGGAUUAUAUUUCAGCUGAAGAGUUUUCUAUUUCAUUGAGCUUAGAUGCAUUUCACUCAGUCGAAUCACCUGAGGUGAAUCAAUUAGGUUCCUUAUCUAAGGCAUUACAGAAAGAUGUAAGUGAUGGACUUCUCAAAUCUAUCUUUGAAGUUUAUUUGAAAAAUAAUGAAACUAUGUUAAUUGAUAGAUUUUUGAAUAAAUAUGAUUUGCUAAACGAUACUGCCAGUGAUCAAGAAAAGACCACUGAUCGAAUAGAUAAAUUUGUUGGUGUUCUCAAUAAAGUGCCGGAUAAUUUCCCUCUAUCCAGGAUGAAAAGGUUUGUGAUUAACAAUAUAAUCGAAUUUAGUGAUUACAACACACAGAUCAAUGUGAAAAGAUCAUUAGUAAAAGUUGAAGUUAAUCGUUUGGACAGAUUAAAAAAUAGUCUAAAAAAAGACAAUUAG